CAUUAAACGGAUUAUAUUUCUCUGAUAUGACUUAAAAAUACGUUCCAGUUGCGAUGAAGAGUAUCAGUUGCUAAUUUGGACUAGUUUCUGUAGAUGUAUUCACCAAAGAGACUGAAGGUGUGCUGUUUUGGGAAUGGUUCAUCUCUCUUCUCUUGCUGUGUAGUCCUCUCCGAAGCCCUCGGUUUAGUUACUAUGGUUCCAGUAAGAGCAUUGGCGACUAUAUACAAUUUUUUUUUUUUUUUUUUAAGAACUUGAAAUAAACGAAAAAUCUAUUCCUAAUCGCUACCCUAAACCUAAACCCUAACCCUAACCAUUGUGCCACCGACACACACAAUGACCGUAACCCUAACCCUAACCACAAUACUCGCCUUAACCCCUAUCCUAACCCUAACGAGAUGUUAACACAUUGUCCAAACAGUAAUAAAAGUGUUAUCUGGGUGAAACUUGCUCCUUAUUUGAUGAAUAGGGUUGAUAUUUCAGCUAUGAUAAUGACAGGAACCGUUAGCCAACGACUAGCAUGCGUUCAAGGUCAUUUGAGCGUUGAAGGUUUUGGGACGCUAUUCUUAAACUUCGCCUCUUAUCCAUCCGUUACAGCUAACUGAAUGAGACAAAAUUUUCAAACUUUAUACUUCUUUGAUUAAGUUACCCAGUAGUAUUCUCCUUCUGCUGGAAUACCUGAUUUCCGUAGUCCAUCUUCUGGUUUAUACGAUAAUCUACAGGAGUUUAAUCUGUCGAAUCCCAUGGAAAUAUUUUCUAUUGAUUACUUCCGCCAUGACCCAGGGCCAUUCUUUGAGAUUGCAAGACGCGUGUAUAAACCGGAAGCAAAGCCCACACUGGCCCAUUAUUUUAUCAGGUUGCUUCAUGAAAAAGGUUUGCUACUGAGACAUUACACGCAGAAUGUUGACAAUUUGGAACGUUUAUCUGGUCUGCCAGAAGAAAAGUUAGUUGAAGCUCAUGGAACAUUUAACACCGGUCACUGUAUUAAAUGCAAAGAGCAAUAUGGUUUUCACUUCAUGUUAGAUGAAAUUAUGGCCAAGAAAACACCUAAGUGUCUCAAGUGUGAAGGCGUUGUCAAACCUGAUGUUGUAUUUUUUGGAGAGAAUAUGCCCAAGGUAUUUUACAAGAAUCUUUCUUCAGAUUUCAGUGAAUGUGAUCUACUUAUCAUCAUGGGCACUUCGUUAACUGUAUUACCGUUCUGUGCUCUUAUUCAUCGUGUUGGUACUAAUGUUCCGAGACUGUAUAUCAAUCGUGAGUUCAGCGAUGGUUCUACUGCUUCUGAUUUGUCUUCACUUAUCAUGAGAUUCAUGGUUGCUGGUUUUAAAAAACAUAACUUGAAGUCUGGCGAGUCCAAUAAUAAACGUGACGUAUUUUGGUCGGGUAACACGGAUGAUGGCGCUAUCAAGCUUUCCGAACUUCUUGGCUGGAAGAAUGAUCUACUAAAGCUAAAGGAAGAAAACGAUGCUCGUAUAACUGCAGAGUUAGGAGCGAGGAAGUCUCAAAAAUGUGCUGCCUUAUCGUAAUCAGCCGAAUAUGAUUGAAAUUCUUUAUUUUGUUCACCUUCAUAUUACUGAUUUUAAGUCCCAUAUGGCAUUCCUUUUUUUCUUUACUCUAUUUUAAACACAGUACUUUUAUUGCUCAAAAUUGCUUUGUUUCAGUUUACGAUGACAGAUUUGUAUCAUGGUUCUUUUUCUCCUCAUUUUGUUACUUAAAAAAAAUAAUAUUUCACAUGUUAAAUGAUUGGAGUUUUAUGGUUUUGCUCUAGGUGGUUUGUUGUUCUUUCAGGGAAGAUUGACUUCAUUCAACCAUUCCCUGUAGAUUAGCCAAUGAACUAAAGACAUGACGCCUGACUUAGGACGUAUCGAGGUUUGAGGUCGUCCUUCACAGAAAUGUACUUUGUCAUCUCACUUUCAGAAUUUUUAAAAUAGAUAUCUAACUUCCUGG
This is a messenger RNA of Trichobilharzia regenti, 1941 nucleotides long. The record is from the annotation of a GenBank genome assembly. NCBI's taxonomy places the organism in Eukaryota, Metazoa, Platyhelminthes, Trematoda, Strigeidida, Schistosomatidae.